Messenger RNA from Theileria equi strain WA, 819 nucleotides. RefSeq lists its product as uncharacterized. Gene Ontology annotation, cellular component: nucleus; cytoplasm. Lineage: Eukaryota; Apicomplexa; Aconoidasida; Piroplasmida; Theileriidae. Bases 1 to 819 code for a protein of 272 amino acids. The record is from RefSeq and is a predicted model, not a curated record. The transcript is spliced from 2 exons.
AUGAAGAUAGGAACACAUAAUGGAUUCUUUCAUUGUGAUGAGGCACUCGCCAUUUAUAUGUUAAAACUUUUACCCGAAUAUAAAGAUGCGGAGAUUGUGAGAACACGUGAUCAAGGCAUCCUAGAUUCAUGUGAUAUUGUUGUAGAUGUUGGAGGUGUCUAUGAUCCAUCCAAACAUAGGUAUGAUCACCAUCAGAAGGAAUUUAACGUUCACUUUGAUGAUAACCAUAAGGUUACCAAAUUAAGUUCGGCUGGAUUAAUAUAUAAGCAUUUUUCUAAACGCAUAAUUAAUGAGAUUUAUGGAGUAAAAGAUAAUGAAACUGUUGACUACAUUUACAAUUCUGUCUAUGAUAGCUUUAUUGAAUCUGUGGAUGCCAUUGACAACGGUGUUCCGAUCUCUGAUGGUGUUCUGAAGUAUAAAUGGAAUACAGACUUGGGAAGUAGGGUAGGCAGGCUGAAUCCAGCUUGGAUGGAUGUGGAUGGAAAUCCGGAUGAAAGGUUUAUGAAGGCAAUAGAAGUAGCUGGGAAAGAAUUUGAACAUUUCGUAACAAAUAUUUUGAAUGUGAUACUUCCAGCAAAAACUUGUUUUGAGGAAGCAUUUAGCCGCCGAUUCGAAACACAUAAAUCUGGGAAGGUUAUCGAACUAACAAAGUCUUGUCCAUUUUCUGUAGGUUCUGUUCCAUUACUCUAUAGAUGUAUUGAAAUUAGGAGUUUCUAUAUAAAUAUGAAGAAGAUAACAGUGUGCCUAAAGACGAGCGGAUUCUAUUUUACAUGUCACUUGACAAAGCAUCCAACAAUUGGUACUGCCUUUCCUAUUUAG